Schizosaccharomyces japonicus yFS275 is the source of this 1629-nucleotide messenger RNA. RefSeq lists its product as hypothetical. Lineage: Eukaryota; Fungi; Ascomycota; Schizosaccharomycetes; Schizosaccharomycetales; Schizosaccharomycetaceae. The record is from RefSeq and is a predicted model, not a curated record. The transcript has 4 exons. Gene Ontology annotation, molecular function: zinc ion binding; sequence-specific DNA binding. Bases 1 to 1629 code for a protein of 542 amino acids. Gene Ontology annotation, biological process: regulation of DNA-templated transcription.
AUGCCGUCUUCCAAUGCAAACUCAUCUGUUAAUCCUUUGCUCGACCAAAGCGAAACUUUUGUGAGCACUGCUGAUGCUUCGACUGACAUUCUUCCGCCGAGUGAAGACCCUUUUCUCGAUGCCGUAGAGCAAGGCAUGCUCGAAACUGUCAAUACAGUGGCUUCCGGUAGUGAAUCAGCUCCUCUGAAUCCAACCGUAGCGGGCAUGGCUGGAAACUCAUCACUUGUUACAGAUCUUCCCAAACAGCUGCAAAGCAAUGCACUUAUCGAUCCGUUGGGCGAAGGCUUGUUGUCUGAGCCGGCGUCCGCACUGUUGCGCAGCGAGUUACCUACAGACAACGGAAUUUCCUUCCCUGCAACUUCAGCGAUGUUCGAAGUGAAUGCGAAUGACGUGGCUCCGUUGUCUCUCGCCAGUGACACGCUUGUCGAUUCCGGUGGCCUACCGACGAUUUCCCCGACUUCGAUGACAGCAUCGAAUGCAUUGUGUGAUGCUCUGUCGACUGUAGCCGGCGUUAGUGACACCGCCGACAGCGCAUACUCUACGUCGUCUGGUCGAACAACUGAGUCUGUGUCGGGGUUUCCGUUUUUUGUUGAUACUCAGGGUGCCGCGAAUACCGACGAGGACCUUCCUCAACAGUGUUUUGGAGGACGUUCGCAGUCGUUGUUUUCGGCUUUCUUUCCUUCUGCAAACCUUCCGGUGACUCAUCAUUCUAAUGAGUCCUCUUCCUCAGAACAUAGUCUUGCUCGUCCUUCAAACUUUUUUUUGCGACGACGAAAUUGGAUGCAGUGGACCCCUUCAGAUUCUAGCUUGUACAGGAGGUCGAGAUGUUUGUGUCAGGUAGCAUUUUAUCAUUGGCUCGAAUGUCGCAAUGUGUUAUGUUGCUACUCCCGAUUUCCACUGACUCCUUGGUCACCUCUUGACUGGUGUGAAAGUGAAUUUCAACAAUUAGCUGUCUUUCUCAUGGCCAAAAAAUGGACAAGUUCUUGUCGCAAGGGUUUCAAUGAAGCUUUUAACGAAAGCUUUGGGGAUCCAGAUACUCCAUUUCAACUUGUGUAUCGCAUACGCAAUCAACGUGGGGAACCUCAAACUGUUGAGAGUGUUGGAAAAUUUCAUUUGCUUCGACAAAUUUCUGCUUUGUCGAUCAGUGGGGAAACUACGCCCAUAAAUCUUGCUUCAAAGCAGUCUACCUCUUCGUUACCCUCUGAAGUGCUGGCUAAUGUCGAAUUUGAUAACUAUGAAACUCUUAAUCAGCAAGGCUUUACAGGGGAUUACGCGUCUGAGUUUGCACCGAGCAAUGUUUUACAGCGGCCUAACGAUUCGGCUCAAGCACCUGUUAGUGCUUCUUCUGUGCAAACGCAUUCCAACGUGCACGAGUCGUUUAAAGCAAAUCGAAACAUUGGAACUGUUAACGAUAAAGUGGAUUUGCAUUCUGUGAACGAAAAGCUACAUCGCAAUCUAAGAAAGGUGAAGGGUCGAUCACAAAAGCAGCUCAUUUGUAUGGAAUGUGGCACUUCGGAGUCACCAGAAUGGCGGAAAGGACCCACAGGUCCAAAAAUGCUGUGCAAUGCAUGUGGUUUACGUUGGGCAAAACAACAAAAAAGACUCAAGCGAGCGGCUAAGAACAGCUAA